AUGACGUUGCCACGGAGGAGGCGUGGUCAAACCCGCCCCUGCUUUUCGGCGCUAGGGAGUCUGAGUCUAGGGCUGGAGAGAUCGCCGGGGAGCAUCGCCACCACUCCUGCACGGAGCCUCGCCUGGCCGAGCACUGCACCGUGCACACGUCGGGAUUGCACAAAAUUCCUCAAAAAUAUACCUGCUAUUUAUGGCAUGUGGCUGAUAACAUUACUCCUGCUGUAUUCUUUUAAAGAAGUGAACAGUGAGGAUGUGGUCUCGACACGGCUGUACUUUGUGAACGCCUCCCUGCAGAGAGUGACCUUCUCCAGCUCAGUGGGGGUGUCCCUGCCCUGCCCAGCAGGUGGCGCCCCCCAUGCAGUCCUCCGCUGGUACCUGGCUACUGGCGACGACAUCUACGACGUGCCCCACAUCCGCCAUGUCCAUGCCAACGGCACGCUGCAGCUCUACCCCUUCUCUCCAUCUGCCUUCAACAGCUUCAUCCAUGACAAUGACUACUUCUGCACUGCAGAGAACCAGGCUGGCAAGAUUCGCAGCCCCAGCAUCCGUGUCAAAGCAGUGUUCAGGGAGCCAUACACGGUUCGUGUGGCCGAUCAACGGUCCAUGCGGGGCAACGUGGCUGUCUUCAAGUGCCUCAUUCCUUCAGCCGUGCAGGAGUAUGUCAGUGUGGUCUCCUGGGAAAAGGACACCGUUGCCAUUAUUACAGGUAAUAGGUUCUCCUUGACAUUAUAUGGGGCCCUGUACAUAUCAGACGUGCAGAAGGAGGACGCGCUUUCUACUUACCGCUGCAUUACCAAACACAAAUACAGUGGAGAGACCCGACAGAGCAAUGGUGCUCGUCUCUCUGUGUUGGAUCCUACUGAGUCCACACCCUCAGUGAUGGACAGCUUCCAGUCAGGUGAAGUGCAGGUGGGUCGCAGCGUGGAGCUACCAUGCAUUGCCUCAGGCUUCCCCAAUCCCACUAUCCGUUGGUUGAAGGAUGGCAGGCCACUUCCGGCUGACUCCCGCUGGACCAGGCGUCUCACAGGCCUUACCAUCAGUGACCUACGCAUGGAGGAUUCGGGCAACUACAUCUGUGAGGUCACCAAUAGCUUUGGCUCUAAGGAGGUCACAGGAUACCUCAAUGUGAUAGAGCCACUAAGGGUCACUGUCUCCCCUAAAAACUUGAAGACAGGUAUCAGCAGUACAGUGAUCCUGUCCUGUGCUGUUCAAGGUUCUCCUCAUUUCAGUGUGUCCUGGUUCCGGAACACAGAGCCUGUACUUCCUGACCAGCACUUCUCCAUUCAGGGUACCAACAAUGAGACUCUGUUCAUCACUGCUGCCCAGAAAAGACACUCAGGCGCGUACCAGUGCUUUGCUACUCGCAAGGGUCAAACAGCCCAGGACUUCUCCAUUAUAUUGCUGGAAGAUGGUACACCAAGGAUUGUCUCAUCCUUCAGUGAACGUGUGGUGGCACCAGGUGAACCCUUCUCCCUAAUGUGUGCAGCCAAAGGUGCCCCUCCACCCACCAUCACCUGGACCCUGGAUGAUGAGCCGAUCGCUCGGGACUCGGCGCACCGGGCCAGUCAGUACACGCUCUCGGACGGCUCCACUGUAUCGCAUGUUAACGUCAGCAACCCACAGAUCCGCGAUGGGGGCGUGUACCGCUGCGCUGCACGCAACUCGGCCGGUAGCGCCGAGUACCAAGCGCGCAUAAACGUAAGAGGCCCCCCAAGUAUCAGGGCCAUGCGCAACAUUACAGCUGUGGCUGGGCGCAACACCUUCAUCAAUUGCCGUGUGAUCGGCUACCCAUACUACUCCAUCAAGUGGUACAAAGAUGGCAUGCUGUUGCCAGACAACCAUCGGCAGGUGGUAUAUGAGAAUGGUACACUCAAGCUCAGUGAUGUGCAGAAAGGAAUGGAUGAGGGAGCGUACCUGUGCAGUGUGCUCAUCCAACCCCAGCUCUCUAUCAGCCAGACUGUCUAUGUCACUGUCAAAGUCCCCCCUCUCAUUCAGCCUUUUGACUUCCCCCCUACUUCAAUUGGUAAACUGAUGUACAUAGCAUGUGUGGUUUCAUCUGGGGACAUGCCGAUCCGGAUAACAUGGCGCAAAGAUGGUCAGGAGAUUGUGUCUGGCACUUCUGGUGUUACUAUUGAGACCAAGGAGUUCAUGAGCUCAUUGCAGAUCUCCAAAGUUUCCCUAAAGCACAACGGCAACUACACUUGCAUCGCCAGCAACGAUGCAGCCACCGUCAGUUCUGAAAGGCAGCUUAUAGUCACUGUCCCUCCUCGUUUCCGAGUUCAGCCUAACAACCAGGACGGGAUCUAUGGAAAAUCUGGCGUUCUUAAUUGCUCUGUGGAUGGUUAUCCCCCUCCCAAAGUCAUGUGGAAACAUGCCAAAGGUAUUGGAAACCCACAGCAAUACCAUCCAGUUCCUCUGACUGGCCGCAUCCAGAUCAUGCCAAAUGGUUCUCUUCUGAUCAGACAUGUUUUGGAGGAGGAUCGUGGCUACUAUUUAUGCCAGGCCAGCAAUGGUGUGGGCUCAGAUAUCAGCAAGAGCAUGUUGCUGACAGUCAAAAUUCCAGCUAUGAUCACCUCUCAUCCCAACACAACUAUGGCUAUAAAAGGACAAAAUAAAGAACUAAACUGCACUGCCAGGGGUGAGUACCCAAUUAUCAUUCGCUGGGAACGUGGGGACACUGUCAUCGACCCUGACCGUAAUCCUCGCUACUCAAUCACCACUAGCCCCAAUGAGAAGAGUGAUGAGGUGAUUUCCACGCUGAAGCUGAAGCCAGCUGAGCGUGGGGACUCUGUGUUCUUCUCAUGUCAUGCUAUCAACUCCUAUGGAGAAGGCCGUGGCCUCAUUCAGUUGACUGUGCAAGAGCCUCCUGAUCCUCCAGAGUUAGAAGUACGUGAGGUAAAAGAUCGCAGUAUGAACUUAAGGUGGACCCAGAGAUUUGAUGGGAACAGCCUCAUUACCAGUUAUGAUAUUGAAUACAAAAACAAAUCUGAUCCAUGGGAACUGAAGCAUGCUACACGCAAAAUUUCCCCAACUAAUAACCAGGCCAACAUAGUGGAGCUGCAUCCUGCUUCUGUCUACAGCAUUCGUAUGUACUCAUACAACAAAAUUGGCCGUAGUCAGGCCAGCAAAGAGCUGACUAUCAGCACGGAGGAAGCAUCUCCUGAUGGGCCGCCCAUGGAUGUCAUUCUGCAGCCUAUGACAUCACAAAGUAUCCGUGUUACAUGGAAGGCUCCCAAGAAGGAGCUCCAGAACGGUGUAAUCCGUGGCUAUCAGAUUGGCUACAGAGAGAAUGGGCCUGGCAGUAACGGCCAGUACAGCAUAGUGGAGAUGAAGGCAACUGGUGACAGUGAGGUGUAUACGCUGGAUAACCUGAAGAAAUUUGCCCAGUAUGGAGUGGUUGUUCAGGCCUUUAAUCGAGCUGGAACAGGUCCAUCGAGUUCUGAGAUCAAUGCUACCACACUAGAAGACGUGCCCAGCCAGCCUCCUCAAAAUGUGCGGGCCAUCACAGUAACAUCUGAUGAGGCAGUGAUUACAUGGUCAGAGCCUCCACGGAUGACCCUAAAUGGGGUCCUGAAAGGAUAUCGUGUGGUUUUCUGGUCCCUUUUCCCUGAUGGAGAAUGGGGUGAGAUGCAGAACAUUACUACAGUACGCGAGCAAGUGGAGUUAAAAGGCUUGGAAAAGUUCACAAACUACAGUGUCCAGGUGUUGGCCUACACACAGGCAGGGGACGGUGUCCGCAGCAAUGUUCUCUACAUACAGACACGAGAGGACUACCCUGGCCCUCCAGCAGGCAUCAAAGCUGUCCCCUCCUCUGCCAGCAGUGUUGUGGUAUCCUGGCUCCCUCCGAACAAGCCAAAUGGCAUCAUCAGGAAAUACACCAUUUACUGCUCCAGCCCUGGAUCAGCCCAACCAGCUCCCAGUGAAUAUGAGGCAAACCCAGAAGUACUAUUUUACCGCAUCACCCACCUGAAUCAAGGACAGCAGUACCUUAUCUGGGCAGCAGCUGUUACCACUGCUGGUCGGGGAAAUAUCAGCGAGAAGGUCACUGUGGAGCCUGCUUUAAAGGCUCCUGCUAAGAUACUAUCUUUUGGAGGUACAGUUACCACUCCCUGGAUGAAAGAGGUACGGCUGCCCUGUAGUUCAGUUGGGGAGCCAGCUCCGACAAUUAAAUGGACCAAAGACAGCGAGAACACUGCUAUUCCUGUCUCUCAGGAUGGCCAGCGGAACAUUCUGGCAAACGGAACGCUGUUGUUGCGCUCUGUAAAAGCAGAGGAUUCUGGGUACUAUACCUGCACAGCCACCAACACACUAGGAUUUGAUACCAUAAUUGUGAACCUUCUAGUGCAAGUCCCUCCAGAUCAGCCACGUUUAACAGUCUCCACCACCUCAACCUCUUCUAUUACUCUGGCUUGGAUCCCUGGAGACAACGGAGGAAGCUCCAUCAGAGGCUUUGUGCUACAGUACUCUGUGGAUAACACAGAAGAGUGGAGAGAUGUGUUCAUUAGCUCCACUGAGCGUUCUUUCAAGCUGGAUAACCUCCGCUGUGGCACCUGGUAUAAGGUCAAGCUAGCUGCCAAGAACAGCGUGGGAGCUGGUAGGAUAAGUGAAAUCAUUGAGGCAAAGACUCAUGGCAGAGAGCCGCAGUUCAACAAGGACCAGCCCCUGUUCACUCACAUCAACUCCACCCAUGCUCGGCUCAAUCUCCAGGGCUGGAGCAGCGGUGGCUGCCCCAUUAAUGCUGUGCUACUUGACUUCCGGCCUAAAGGCACCUAUGCCUGGCAAAGCGUACGCACCAAUGGCACAACUGAUGUCUUCCUGGCUGAGUUGCGUGAAGCCACCUGGUACGAACUGAAGAUGAAGGCUUGCAACAGUGCUGGCUGUGGCAACCAGACCUCCCAGUUUGCCACACUUGACUACGAUGGCAGUACCAUUCCCCCAAUCAAGUCUGCACGUGGGGAAGGUGAUGAUGUAAAGAAGCUGUUCUCCAUUGGUUGUCCAGUCAUUCUAGUUACACUGGGCAUGGCCCUCCUCUUCAUCAUUCGAAAAAAACGCAAGGAGAAGAGGCUGAAAAGACUUCGAGAUGCUAAGAGUUUGGCUGAAAUGUUGAUCAGCAGUAAGAACAACCGCAGUUUUGACACCCCAGUGAAGGGCCCACCCCAGGGGCCAAGGCUGCACAUAGAUAUACCCCGUGUACAACUGCUUAUUGAAGAUAAGGAGGGCAUCAAACAGAUUGGUGAAGACAAAGCCACCAUCCCGGUGACAGAUACUGAGUUCAGCCAAUCAGUAAACCCCCAGAGCUUCUGCACAGGCGUGUCUGUACAUCACCCUGCCCUCAUUCAGAACACUGGUCCCUUAAUUGACAUGUCUGAUAUUAGACCUGGAACAAAUCCAGUGUCAAGGAAGAGUGUUAAGUCAGCUCACAGUACAAGGAACCGUUACUCAAGUCAGUGGACCCUUACAAAGUGUCAGGCAUCCACACCUGCCCGCACCCUGACCUCUGACUGGCGUACUGUUGGCUCCCAGCAUGGUAUCACUGUAACAGAAAGUGACAGCUAUAGUGCCAGUCUGUCCCAGGAUACAGACAAGGGCCGUAACAGCAUGGUUUCAACAGAGAGUGCUUCCUCUACAUACGAAGAAUUGGCUCGUGCUUACGAGCACGCCAAGCUGGAAGAGCACCUGCAGCAUGCUAAGUUUGAGAUCACAGAGUGCUUCAUUUCAGACAGUUCUUCGGAUCAGAUGACCACAGGUACUAAUGAAAAUGCUGACAGCAUGACAUCAAUGAGCACGCCAUCCGAGCCAGGCAUCUGCCGCUUCACAGCAUCUCCACCAAAACCACAGGACUAUGACCGUGGCAAGAAUGUAGCGGUGCCAAUUCCACACCGUGCCAACAAGAGUGAGUACUGUAAUCUCCCCCUGUAUAUGAAGACAGAGCCAUUCUUCCGCAAACAAGCUGAGUUGCAUGACCCAUGCCCAGUGGUACCACCACGUGAAGCUUCUAUUCGAAGUUUGGCGGCUCGUGCCUACCACACACAGGGCCGCCACAUGACAUUAGACCCAUCCAAACAGGCCCUGACGCUCAGCCAUGGUGGCUUAAGUAGCCUAACCAGCUCAGGAGCAUCAGGGCCAGCCUCCAGCACCACCACAGGUGGCUCCAGCAUCAGCUCGGGCACAUCCACUUUGCCCCAAAGGACUCUUACCAUGCCCAGCUCCUCCUCCACCUCCUCAGCUGGUCAAAGCACCGGAGCUGCUGGAGCUGCAGCUGGUGCUGUGGCCAGUUCUGGCUCCACAGGGGGAGGUGGCGUAAGCAGCAGCUCCAAGGUUGGUGGUUCAAGAGACUCUCUGCUGGAGAGCAGCUCAUCUGGAUUGGGCAGACUGCAGAAGCAGAGUGCUGGGGCAUAUUCAAAGUCCUACACACUGGUGUAGGUGCUGUUCUCCCUCCUCCACACACAUAAAAACAUAUAUAAUUGCAUACAUUAAGAUACAUUUAGUGUCUGCCUGGCACAAGGUGGUAAACAAACUGUGCACUGACUGGACUUAUCCACCACAGGGGUCUCUUUCGCACUGUCCUUUCUUUCUCUUUCUCCCUUGCUCCUAUUUCCACCCUAACCUAUUUUUCUCUGUUUGCCCCCCUUCCCCCCUUCGCAUACUAUGUUCCUCCUUUGGCCAUCUGUCUUCAAUUAUACUAUGCCAAACCUAUAUUUUUUCACUUUUCUUCUUUUUGUUCCUUUUGAUUUCUUUCUCCACUGAAGACACCUUGGACCUUAUGCACAAAUUACAUUUGAUGUGCACUUGUUAAUUUGACUACCUGAGAGUAGGAAAAUUCAACAGUUUUAAAAUAUAUAUUGUUUCACACUAAUAUGUCUAGAUGUUUUUAAGGAGAUAAAUAUGUUUCUUUUUUAUGUCUCUUGCAAAAGAAUAAGCAUUGCCUCGGAAAGUGCUUAUGCAUAAAGAAAAGCAGGCUUGGUGUCUUUUUUUCCCUUCCUAGUCAGGCUGGUUUGGACAAGUCCGUGAUUGUGGCGUAUGCUGAUAAAGUUAAGUAUUUGGAUUUUUUUUUUUCAUACAGCUGAUAAACACAGUACAAAGUGUUAAUGACUAUUUUAAAAACAAAACUGAAAAAGAAAAACUGGAGCCAUUUUACGGAGGAUGGAUUUUUUCCCCAUUAUUUAUUUAUUUAUUUAUUUAUUUUACAUUUCUAGACUUUUCUCAGGCCUUCGCAUGUGGGUCUGUCUGAGUGUGCAUGUGUGUUUAUAUAUGUAAGUAUAUAUGUACACAUGUUAUAGGCACACAUCAUCAGAAGGCCCAGGCAUUUGGGUUGGAUCUUUGGGGACAGAAGAAAAAUACAAACAGGGGUGUAAAGCUUUUCCCUGCAUUCUGCUCUGCUUCAAUAUUGAAAUAUAGCACUUACUGUCAAGCGAUAGAGAAAAUGGAAGACUAAUAAGGUGGACAGAUCUACCAUACAGCAAAAUUAAUUGACACUUGCAGUGCUCAUUUUUGUCCAGAGUUAAUACUAUAGGUGUUUUUUUUUCUGUGUCACCUGUUCCCCAAUGCUCUAUAUUCCUUAACUAUAACUAUGUAAGGAUGGCUUCUGUUCUGAUGUCUGUUUUCUGUGCUUGAUUCACCUUCCCCUUUCUCAUGUAAACAUCUCACAGAUUUUUAUGGAUGGACAGAGCAAAGGUGUGUCAAGAAUUGAAGAAUGAGGGAUCAGAAAUAGAGGGAAUUGCAAGUGUAUGUAAUAGCAAGAUAUCUGCUGAUGUCUGAAAAGCGUGUCUUCAUUGCAAGUACUUGUUUUUACCUCCACCAGAGGGCGGUAUUGACCCAUGGCUGCAGUGACAUAGAUACCAGCUUUUGUUAGUAAGGGUGAAUGCAGUGAACAGUGGAGGCAAACUGCAAGAAAAGAAGUGAUGAUGAAGUGAUAAUGAAGUGUUAAUGCAUCUCUCUCUCUCAUGUCCUUAAAACACCAACCAAACCUUGUACAAGACAAGUUUCACACUGCACAAUAUUAAAUGAACCAAAAAGUAAAAAAACAAAAAACAAAACAAAAAAAAAACCAACAAAAAAAAUCAAGCAAACAAACAAACAAACAAAAAAAACAUUGGCUGAUGGGCAUGUAGAGCUGAAAACAUACUGGUAAAACUCUUUCAUUCACUGGUCCAAAAUACAGCAGUGGGAUUGCCAAGUGCAUGUACAAAAAAACACACAAAAAGCAAAAAAAAAAAAAAAAAACACUAAAAAACACCCAAAAAAACACAAAAAAACCCCACAAAAAUCAUGUGAGAAUGGAGAACAUGGUGAAAGUGCUAAAUAAAUGAUUAGAUAAUCAUAUAAAUAACUAGUUUUAAAACAUUUUUUGUACCACAUCCAUCUUCUAUUGUCUCUUAUUGUUUGUUUUACAUUCAUCAAAUAUCCAGAACUCUUUGCAUUUUAGCAGCUCUACAGCUCUGUCCUUUGGCUCAGUUUGCACCUCACAGCUCGGUUUAGCAGCUCUCAUGUUCAAAAAAUACACAAAACACAACAUAAAAUACAUGGAAUGUCCAGUUUGCUUCCUGCAGUUGGGUCAGUUCAGGGUCAAGUCACUCUCCCACUGCAGUGGAACUGUGUUUGAAAACGGACAGUGAGCACCUCACGGACACACUCUGACUUGUUGUUUUUAGUCUUAUUGCAACUGCUGUGUUCUCAAAUGCCUAAAUUAAUCACACCGAGGGGAAAACACACAAAUGUUCAAUUCAAAUGGACCAAACACGCCAUAUGUGAAAGAAUCCUUAAUUAUCUGGUCUCCCUCCCCUGAGCCCCAAAGCCAAGCCUAACUAAAUGUUAAAAAAUUUUAUUCUAAAAAACUAUUCACAGACUUCAACAGACAAAACACUACAUCAGGGCUCCUGCAAUACAGAAAAGAAAAAAGAAAAUAUAUUACAAUGUUUCUUCAAAAAAAUAUCUAUAUAUAGGCAUAUAUAGAUAAAGAUAUAUAUAUAGAUAUAUAUUUCUACUUAAAGAUAAAGUGAAUAUAUAAUUGAUUAGAAAAGAAAUAUGUCAUAUCUAAUUGAAUAAAGAAAUAAUAUAUAUAUAUAUAUAUAUAUAUGUAUAUAUAUAUAAAAAGAUUUGAAGACAAUCGCUCAGAGCAGCAUAACAAAAGAAGAGGUUGAUCACAAAAGGAGAGAUAAAAGAAUAACAAAUGUAACAACCAACAAAAAUACCUGUGUGUUAAGGUUUGGAGUCUUAUAAUUAGAAGCUUCUGCUCAGAAAGUUUGCUAUUCAAGAAUCAGAAUGAAAGAGAUCAGCAAUUAUCUAGAAUGAUGUAAAAUGCAAAUCAAAUCUACAGUCCAAUAUGUAGUCAGAUGUUUAGGUGCAUUAAUAUAGUCACAUGACAUUUAUUAUUACAGUGGUGUCUUAAAGGCCAGUGGAAGUAUUGAUAUCAGACAUGAUUGCACACAAUUUAAUAUAUACUUAUAGCAUGGAUGAAAACUACACCACUGAAAUUAAUUUGGUGAGCACUUUCACAUUGUAGCCAGAGGAUGAAAACAUCUUCAGAGCCCUAUUUACUCUAUAAAUCAUUAUUGCUGCCUUUCAGCAGGUGUUCAGUGUGUAGUGUAUUAGAAAUAACCAAUAUGUUAACUCAUGUAUUGACCAAAUUCACCAUGUUACUAUCAUGGCAUUCAGCCUUUUCCUACUCACCAAAACUUUUAUUAUCAUUAUUGAAAAGUGUAAUUCAGAUAAGGGAAAUAAUGUAAAUGUUUGAAGUGUGGUUAAGAUUUACACUUCAAUUAAGGCAUGAUUGAUUUGAUUCAGUCAGUUGAACAGAUAAGGCAGUAGAUACUUAUAAUAGAUACUUACUCAUUUUUAAACACACACACACUGUUUUUAUACUCCCAUCCUAAACCCAAAAUUAAAAAAACUAAACAUUUGUUUCUCUUUCAUUUAGGAAAACAUUAAUAUAAUUUACCAAAAAUGAUACAGAACUUGUGUAUAACUUUGUAACUUUGCCUUGGAUGUCUGCCUACAAAGAUCAGAUUGGUUGGAUCGUGUAGGUUAGGCAGCCAAUUAAACAAACACAGUAGUAAAAACAGUCAGUCUGUCUAAAAAUGUCUAAACCCUUGCUAGUGAAGUGUGGUUCUCUAACACAAUGAAGAUCACACUUUAAUGAAGUUGUUGGAUAGUUACUCUCCAUAGCAAAACGGCCAUGAGCUUAAUCAGUUGUAUUUGUAAUAAGAUUAAAAAAAAAAAAAAAAUCAUUCUGUACUUGCACCUUCACAUUAUAAUUGAGUGCUAACACACUAUGUACAGAUGACAAUGGACAAAGUUUUCAAAUGUUUAAAUAAACUAAUAACAAUAUAUUAAUAAAAAGAAAUUAAACCCACAUAAAAGAGGUGAUUGAAUUCAUCAGUGACUAAUUCCUCGCAAAUGUAAGUGUGAACGGAGAUCAGCUGAGUGAAGUGAUGACAAUGAGGCUUGUGUUUAAAUGCUGUGAGUGAUAUUGACCCCAGGUGAUGAGGUUUCAUUAAGACUGUGCCAUUCUCUCUGUGGACAUACAGUAUUCAUACUUGUUCAGACAUUCCAUGCACUUUUUUAAAAAAAAAUAACCACUGGAAAUACUCACAAUGGACUGAUGUGACUUUCAGUUUUUCAUUUUAAUAUGUAUGAUCUCCUGUUUGGUUUGUCUUAUUUUUCUUUAUGUGAUUGCUUCUGUUGAGAAAUGCAGUUGUUAUGCAGUGGGGCAGGCCUGUUUAGCCAGUUGAAAUCAGGGAUCCUGUAGUUACCAGUAAUCACAGGAAAAGCUGUGUUGAUAUUGGGUGGAGUCAGGAAUCAAUCCCCAUCCACCCUGUGUGGCCAAUUUCCUCAACCAAUCAGAUUUCCUGCUUUACCCAGGCCCCUCCUGUCAGUACAAUUUCUGCAGAUAAUGACUCUUGUAUAUAAGAAAGUGUUUUGUAUAAAUAACUACUAUUUUCGACAUCUCCAGGAAAGAAAAACCAGGGCACAAUUGAAAAAAAAACUCUGUUUAAAGAUCUAACUUUAAGUGUUAGGGGAUUAAAAUAUAUAAAAUGUAAUAAAAAAAAAUAGCAUACACAUUAUUUUUUUGUUUUUAAUGGGUCUAUAUAAAUGUGUGUGUGUGUGUGUGUGUGCGUGUGUGUGUGUGUGUGUGCGUUUGUAUGUAUGUGUACGUGUAUGUGUGUGGAAAAUGUGCACACACACACACACACACACACACACACACACACACAAAUUCUCUUAAAAAGAUUUAAUGGGAUUUAUUAAUGGUUUAACUGUUUUAUUAAUUUCAGUAGGUUUUGUUUAUUUCUUUUUUAACGUUUGGCUAUCUUGAAGAAAAUGGUAUUGCAUGCACUGAACAGUUUGCAGAAUAUAAAAACAUAAGGGAAAUGGAAGUGAAAAUAAUUAAAAGAAAAUGUUUGGAUUUUUUUUUUUGAUUGAUUGUUUGUUUGUUUGUUUGUUUGUUUGUUUGUUUGUUUUUUAACUGCAGAUAGGAUUCCUAAAACUUUAUGGGAAAAAUGCUUCAAUUUCCAAUUGCUUGUGUUUAACUGUACAGUUUUUUUUCUAUAAAUCAAAACAAAACAGAAAAGUACUCCAACACCUGGGCAAUAAAACUAUCUUUCUAUGA
Hemibagrus wyckioides is the source of this 11608-nucleotide messenger RNA. RefSeq names its product cell adhesion molecule DSCAML1. NCBI's taxonomy places the organism in Eukaryota, Metazoa, Chordata, Actinopteri, Siluriformes, Bagridae. Gene Ontology annotation, molecular function: cell-cell adhesion mediator activity. Gene Ontology annotation, cellular component: plasma membrane; axon. Gene Ontology annotation, biological process: axon guidance; homophilic cell-cell adhesion; dendrite self-avoidance. The coding region runs from base 1 to 6423 and encodes 2140 amino acids. The transcript has 33 exons. The record is from RefSeq and is a predicted model, not a curated record.